This is a messenger RNA of Cucumis sativus (cucumber), 2679 nucleotides long. Its product is annotated as subtilisin-like protease SBT1.1. Gene Ontology annotation, biological process: proteolysis. Gene Ontology annotation, molecular function: serine-type endopeptidase activity. The record is from RefSeq and is a predicted model, not a curated record. The coding region runs from base 123 to 2432 and encodes 769 amino acids. NCBI's taxonomy places the organism in Eukaryota, Viridiplantae, Streptophyta, Magnoliopsida, Cucurbitales, Cucurbitaceae. The transcript has 4 exons.
CAAUUUUUUCUAUAUAUAGAAAGUUACAAAGCUCUUUUUUUGCCAAAUUUAUACAUUCUUCUUCUCAAUCACAUCAUCCACCUGGUUCACAUACAAUUUUCUUUUCGGUUUACAGCUACACAAUGGGGUUUAAAGAAGUCUUAUUACUUUUGUACAUAACAAUGCUUACAACUUCAAGUGUUGCUAUGGAUCAACAAACAUACAUAGUUCACAUGGACACCACCAAGAUGGACACCCCCAACCCUGAACAAUGGUACACAGCCAUCAUUGAUUCAGUCAACCAACUCUCAUCUCUCUAUGGCGACAACAACGACGAUGAAGAAGCAUUGAAUGCUGCCGAGAUUCUCUAUGUCUAUAAAACUGUCAUUUCAGGUUUUUCUGCAAAGCUCUCCUCGAGAAACCUUCAUUCUUUAAGCAAAGUUCCAGGUUUUGUAGCAGCCACUCCAAAUGAACUACUACAGCUUCACACCACUCACUCCCCUCAGUUUCUUGGCCUUCAAAGAGGCCAUGGCCUUUGGAAUUCUUCAAACUUAGCUUCUGAUAUUAUUAUUGGUGUACUCGACACUGGCAUUUGGCCUGAGCAUAUAAGUUUUCAGGACAAAGGUCUCCCCCCUGUUCCCUCAAAGUGGAAAGGCAUUUGCCAAACAGGUCCGAACUUCUCACAUUCAAAUUGUAACAAAAAACUCAUUGGAGCAAGAACCUUCAUUCAAGCCUAUGAGGCUGCUGUCGGUAGAUUGAAUGGAACAGGGAUAUUUCGAUCCGCACGAGACUCGAAUGGCCACGGCACACACACAGCAUCAACUGCUGCUGGAAAUUUUAUAAACAGAGCAAGCUUUUAUAACCAAGGCAUGGGAGUAGCCACAGGAAUGAGGUUCACUUCAAGGAUCGCAUCAUACAAGGUAUGUUGGCCAGAAGGAUGUGCAAGUGCUGAUAUUUUGGCAGCCAUGGAUCACGCUGUUGCUGACGGUGUUGAUGUUCUAUCGAUCUCCUUAGGCGGCGGUUCUAGUAUAAUUUACAGCGAUCAAAUUGCCAUAGCUGCAUUUGGUGCUAUUCAAAAAGGGGUUUUUGUGUCAUGUUCAGCUGGUAAUUCUGGCCCAUUCAUCUCGACUGUUAGUAAUGUAGCACCAUGGGUCAUGACUGUUGCUGCUAGUUACACAGAUAGAACCUUCCCAACCACUGUAAGGCUUGGAAAUGGAAAGGUUUUCGAAGGUUCUUCUUCGUAUUUUGGCAAGAACUUAAAGGAAGUCCCACUUGUUUAUAACAAUACUGCUGGUGAUGGACAAGAAACAAAUUUUUGUACUGCUGGUUCACUUGACCCAACAAUGGUAAGGGGAAAAAUUGUUGUGUGUGAAAGAGGAACAAACUCAAGAACUAAAAAAGGAGAGCAAGUGAAAUUAGCUGGAGGAGCUGGAAUGAUUCUAAUCAACACAAUACUUGAAGGUGAAGAUCUUUUAGCUGAUUCUCAUGUUUUGCCAGCCACUUCUGUUGGAGCUUCGGCUGCCAAAUCCAUCUUAAACUACAUAGCUUCCUCAAAACGUCAAGCGAAAGCAUCAAUCAUUUUCAAAGGGACUAAAUAUGGAAGCCGAGCACCGAGAGUAGCGGCAUUUUCUUCUCGAGGGCCAAGUUUUUUUAAACCAUACGUGAUAAAGCCAGACAUAACUGCGCCUGGUGUUAAUAUAUUGGCUGCUUGGCCGCCGAUUGUGAGCCCGAGUGAGCUUGAGUCUGACAAAAGAAGAGUGUUGUUCAAUAUUAUUUCAGGGACUUCUAUGUCUUGCCCUCAUGUUAGCGGUUUAGCUGCAUUGGUUAAAUCAGUUCACAAGGAUUGGUCGCCUGCCGCCAUUAAAUCGGCGCUCAUGACAACAGCUUAUGUUACUGAUAACAAAAAGCAUCUCAUUUCGGACGUCGGUCGUGCUAGUGGUGGUCCUGCGGAUUCUUUUGCGUUUGGUUCUGGCCAUGUCGAUCCUGAGAAAGCUUCUCAUCCAGGGCUCAUCUACGAUAUCGCACCCCAAGACUACAUAACCUACUUGUGUAGCUUAAAGUAUACUUCAACACAAAUUUCUUUAGUUUCAAGAGGGAAGUUCACAUGUUCAUCAAAAAACACGUUUUCUCAGCCAGGAGACUUGAAUUACCCUUCUUUCUCUGUGUUCAUGAAGAAGGGAAAAAAUGUUAAUAGCACAUUCAAGAGAACAGUGACAAAUGUUGGUAUCCCAAGGAGUGAUUAUACUGUAAGAAUUAACAAUCCAAAAGGAAUAAGAAUUAUUGUGAAACCUGAGAAGUUGAAUUUUGUGAAAUUGGGAGAAAAGUUGAGUUACAAAGUGAGUUUUUAUGCAUUGGGGAAAAGAGAAAGUUUGGAUGAGUUUUCCUUUGGAUCUCUUGUUUGGCACUCAGGAACAUAUGCUGUUAGAAGUCCUAUAGCAGUAACAUGGCAGUAGAUAAGGAUGUGAUGUGGUUGCAGUUUGGAGUACAAUUUCAUUUCUCACAGCUUAUAUAUUUUUGGAUUACCUGUGUUUAAUUCAACUAAUGUAUAAGAAGAAUCAUUCCAUGAAAAAGUACACAAUAUUAUGUGCUACUCUGAUGUUUGAGCCCAAAACUAAGGACAAUAUAUAUACUUCUAUUAUAUAACUUCAUUGUUAUUUGUAUAACUUAUGAACUUAACUAUUAAAUAAUGAAAUUUUAAGA